Molecule: messenger RNA, 4439 nt
Organism: Hyla sarda
Lineage: Eukaryota; Metazoa; Chordata; Amphibia; Anura; Hylidae
Gene: DENND5B
Product: DENN domain containing 5B
Exons: 22
Coding region: 231-4097 (1288 amino acids)
Molecular function (GO): guanyl-nucleotide exchange factor activity; small GTPase binding
Source: RefSeq, a predicted model, not a curated record
GCUGCGGUCGGUGGGCGUGGUUUUGCCCGCAGUGAUUUCUUUCCCCUGCUCCCAGUAGUGGGCGGUGUUGUUGUGCGGCAGCGCCACCUAUCGGGCAGACAGUGAUUGCAGCUCCGGGGACGCGCACUCAUUCAGGUGUCGCUCGGUGCCGGAGGACAUGGGUUGUGGACGGGGCCGGUGCUGAGCGGCAGGCCCGGGAUACGGACACUCGGUACGAGCCGGCAGUCAGGAUGAGCGGGGGCAGCUCGGCUUCGGCCGCCCCUCCAUGUCGCUUCGCCCAUUACUUCGUGAUCUGCGGGACGGAUGCGGACAGCGGGCUGGAGCCGGACGAGCUAGCCGUUUUAUACCAAUGGCUAGAAGCAGACCGACAUGGCAGGAGCCAAGACGGUGAGAAUAAAGGCGCAGGUGAAAACUUCGACCAGAGCCCCGUGAGAAGAACCUUCAAGUCAAAAGUCCUCGGCCACUACCCCCAGAAUGUGGAGUGGAAUCCUUUCGAUCAAGAUGCCGUCAACAUGCUCUGCAUGCCCAAAGGCCUGUCCUUCAGGACGCAGGCCGACAACCGGGACCCCCAGUUCCACUCGUUCAUCAUCACGCGGGAAGACGGCUCCAGGACCUACGGCUUCGUCCUCACGUUCUUCGAGGAGGUGACCAGCAAGCAGAUAUGCACGGCCAUGCAGAUCCUGUAUCAGAUGCACAACGCGGAGCAGUGCAAUAGCGUCUACGCCUCGUCCUCCUGCAGCAUGGACUCCUUAGCCAGCAGCGUGGACGACGGCGACGCCACCUCCCUAACCAAGCUCCAGCGCUACAACUCAUACGACAUCAACAGGGACACGCUGUAUGUAUCCAAAUGUAUAUGUCUCAUCACCCCGCUCCCGUUCAUGCAGUCCUGCAAGAAGUUCCUGACUCAGCUUUACAAAGCCGUCACGGCCCCCCAGCCCCCGCCGUUACCUCUGGAAAGCUACAUCCAUAAUAUCCUCUAUGAGGUGCCGCUGCCGCCGCCAGGGAGGUCGCUGAAGUUUUACGGUGUGUACGAGCCUGUUGUUUGUCAGCGGCCGGGACCUAAUGAACUGCCCCUGUCUGACUACCCCCUGAGGGAGGCCUUUGAGUUACUGGGAUUGGAGAACCUGGUCCAGCUCUUCACUUGUGUUCUACUGGAGAUGCAGAUCCUGCUCUACUCACAAGAUUACCAGCGGCUGAUGACUGUUGCCGAGGGGAUUACCUCGCUCCUUUUCCCUUUCCAAUGGCAGCAUGUGUACGUCCCCAUCCUGCCCGCCUCCCUGCACCACUUUCUGGAUGCCCCCGUGCCGUACCUGAUGGGCCUGCAGUCCAAAGAAGGCACUGACCGCUCCAAACUUGAGCUCCCGCAGGAGGCUAACCUGUGUUUUGUGGACAUUGAUAACCACUUCAUUGAGCUCCCAGAGGAAUUCCCUCAGUUCCCUAACAAAUUGGAAUUCAUCCAGGAAAUCUCUGAGGUUCUCUUGAACUACGGGAUCCCCCCAGAGGGGAAUUUACACUGCAGUGAGAGCGCCACCAAACUCAAGAGCCUCAUGUUGGACGACUUGGUCAACGACAAGAAGAAUGGCAACCUGUCCAGCAUAAGCAUGUAUGAGCUGCUGAAGGGGAACGAGACCAUGGCCCGGCUGGAGGCUCUUACCAAAAGGACAGGGAUCAAAAUGGAUAAGAUCAGUAUCAGCGUUCCUCUGACAGACCCGGAGGACUCCCACAAGCUCCAGUGUGCGGAGAGCGAACUGCGAGAUUACAAGCUCAACGUGCAGAUCCGAGAAGUGUUCGCCAAUCGCUUCACACAGAUGUUUGCCGACUAUGAGGCCUUCGUCAUCCAGGCUGCACACGAUAUGGAGUCCUGGCUCAAUAAUCGGGAGCAGAUGCAGAACUUUGACAAGGCCUCAUUCCUGUCCGAUCAGCCGGAGCCGUACCUCCCGUUCCUCUCUCGGUUUAUAGAGACGCAGAUGUUCGCCACAUUUAUUGACAAUAAAAUUAUGUCUCUCUGGGAGGAGAAGGAACCAUUGCUGCGGGUGUUUGAUUCACGUAUUGAGAAGAUUCGGCUUUACAAUGUGAGGGCGCCAGCCAUUCGCACCUCCACGUACCAGUCGUGUACCACCUUGAAAGAAGCCGCUUUGUCUAUCGAGCAGCGUCUGACAAAGAUGGAUCACACGGCCAUCCACCCUCACCUUCUGGACAUGAAGAUCGGACAGGGAAAAUACGAGCAGGGCUUCUUCCCCAAGCUGCAGUCGGAUGUUCUGAUGAAUGGGCCGAUCAACAACAAUCGCUGGGUCACCCGGAACGCCACGGCGCAGCGCAGGAAGGAUCGCCAGCGGCAGCACUCGGAGCACCUCGGGCUAGACAACGACUUGAGGGAGAAGUAUAUGCAGGAAGCCCGGAGCUUGGGGAAAACUGUUCGGCAGCCCAAAUUGUCAGAUCUGUCCCCCGCGGUGAUCGCGCAGACAAAUUCAAAGUUUGUAGAAGGAUUACUGAAGGAAUGCCGAAUGAAGACGAAGCGCAUGCUGGUAGAGAAGAUGGGGCAUGAAGCCGUGGAGCUGGGACACGCAGAUGCCAAUAUAACCGGCUUAGAGGAGAACACUCUGAUCGCCAGUCUGUGCGACCUGCUGGAGAGAAUCUGGAGUCACGGCCUACAGGUCAAACAGGGAAAAUCUGCUUUAUGGUCUCAUCUGCUGCAGUACCAGGAGAGGGAGGAGAGGCACGAGCAUAAUCUAGAAUCCCCAAUUGCACUGGCCCCUGAGCGGAGGAAAUCUGACACUGGUGUUCCCAUGCCGUCUUUGCGGGUGUCACUAACUCAGGACAUGAGACAUAUCCAGAACUUGAGCGUUAUAAAGACUGAUGUGGGCAGAGCCCGGGGCUGGAUACGACUUUCUCUGGAGAAGAAAUUGUUAUCCCAGCAUCUCAAGCAGCUUCUCACCAACCACAUGCUCACCAAGAAGUUAUACAAACGUUACGCCUUCCUGCGUUGCGAGGAGGAGAAGGAGCAGUUUCUCUACCAUCUCCUGUCAUUGAAUGCUGUCGACUAUUUCUGCUUUACCAGCGUAUUCACCACUAUCUUGAUUCCGUACAGAGCGCUCAUCGUCCCCAUCAAGAAGCUGAGCAACGCAAUCACCACAUCCAACCCGUGGGUGUGCGUUUCCGGAGAGCUGGGGGACACCGGCGUCAUGCAGAUCCCGAAGAACUUGCUGGAGAUGACAUUCGAGUGUCAGAAUCUGGGCAAACUAACCACAGUCCAGCUGGGACACGACAACUCAGGACUCCUGGCCAAAUGGUUGGUGGAUUGCGUCAUGGUCAGGAACGAAAUAACUGGGCACACGUACAAAUUCCCGUGUGGACGUUGGUUGGGAAAAGGAGUAGGCGAUGGAAGCCUGGAGAGGGUACUGAUCGGAGAACUUAUAACACCCGUGUCUGACGACGAUCUCGGAAAGCAAAGUCGGACCCCACCUCUGCAGAAAUCGCCCACCAUGGCCCGCAGGCUAAGCAUUCCCUCUCUAACAGGGAAGAACUCCAAACCAAAUGCCGGGCAGAUUCAAGAGGGAAUCGGAGAAGCUGUGAACAAUAUUGUAAAACAUUUCCACAAGCCAGAAAAAGAGAGAGGCAGCCUAACCAUCCUGCUCUGCGGAGAAAAUGGCCUUGUCUCAGCCUUGGAGCAAGUCUUUCAUCAUGGAUUUAAAUCCGCCCGCAUUUUCCACAAGAGCGUCUUCAUCUGGGACUUCAUAGAAAAAGCUGUGGUUUUUUUCGAAACCACCGAUCAAGUCGGAGACGGUGAGGAAAACCAGCUACUGCAGAGAUCAUCCUGCAAAACCUUCUGCCACUAUGUCAAUAGCAUCGUAGCCGCUCCCAGAAACAUUGGCAAGGACGGGAAGUUCCAGUUGCUCGUGUGCCUCGGAGCCAGGGAUCACUUACUCGCCCAGUGGAUCCCGCUUCUGGCUGAGUGUCCGCCCAUCACUCGGAUGUAUGAGGAGACUGCUCUGCUAAGGGACAACAUGAUGGUGAAUUCUCUUGUCCGGGUCUUGCAGACUCUACAAGAUUUUAACAUCAUUCUGGAAGGGUCACUUACUAAAGGAGUAGAUGUUUAGAACUGCGUCCGGGAUGCUGUACAGUACUAGAUUUCACUUUUUCUGGAUUUCUUUUCCCAUUUCAGAGUUAUCUCUGAACCUUUAUAAUGUGCUACAGAGUUCUGUGGUGCAAUACACUGAAUAGUAGCAAGUCACUGGAAGCCGUUUGCGAAUCACGUCAGCGUCCAGCCGGCGGGACUCCGGGCAUCUCUACGCUGUUGCUUAGUAAAUUUGAAUCAGAUAUUUAGUACCAUAGAAUAUUUUUCCUGUUGUGUCUGUAAAUACGGCUUUAGGAUUUUUUUUUUUUUUUUUGUUCUUUUUUUAAAGAAGCAAAAUAUAUUCCAGGUGGGUUUAUCUUCUUAU